AUGCCCGCGAUACUCAAAUACGACUCUAAUAUGGCCACUACCACUGCCCCUACUAUUUCAUGUACGAAGGAGGAAAACAUUAUACACCAGGCCUGGCACUCCCUCGAGGAGGCUCUUCACCUGCGCGAGCCUUUGCCUCCACCAGUUCCCCCCAAGGACGAAAGGUGGCUGGUAAAGACAGUCGACCUCUCUCUGCCUCACGACCAGGAACCAGAUCCCACCUUCUGGGACAAGAUUGUCCUCAAAAUCACAUCCCUUCACCCUUCCAACUCAGACAAUGACGACAUCCAUGAUGAAGAGGCAGUCUCAAUCUCAGCCCCUGCCGAUGCAGCCCUCAAACAGCUCGGAGUGCACGACGACGAUCACGACCGCCAAGAAAAGUCCAACUAUUUCAAGAGGAUGUCUGCUCGCUGCAAGGAAAAGUUUGAGGAAGACAACAGACACACCGCUGGCUCGGGUGCUCUCACUUCCUCUAUUUCUACUACCUCUGUCGACCAGGAGAGUUCAGACGACAACAACGAACACGAGCACCACCACCAUUCGAUCCGAUACCUUCUUCCUUCACGCUGGACGCAUCGUCAUCGGGAAAAGCAAGUCAGUAUUUCGCCCAGGGUUGAUCCCAAGGAGAUGAAAGCUGCUCAUGCGGCCAUAUACCACCAGAGCCAGGAGAGCAACGACGAAGAUGAGCGCGAGGGUCAUAGACUGUUUGGAGCCUGGUGGGGCUGUCACGACAACAGGUCCGUGAGCUCGUUGGACAACGGUAUUGAGGACGACUGGGAGAAGAUCAGCCUGCCUUCGCACAAGGACGAGAAGAGACGGAGUAUGGGAGAGCAGAACGGAGCCCUCCCUGUUAUCUAUCUGCCAGAGACAGGCACUAGCAAUGGAUCAAGGCGGAAGUGGUGGAAGCACAGGUCGCACUCGUCCGAGUCUUCCCUCCUGACUACUGCCGCUGCCGAGACCCCCGCAUCGCGGAAGCAAGACCAAAAGGCUAAACUCAAGAAGCACCAAGCCAUAGCCCAAGCUGCUGCUUACGAGGCGAUGAAGGAGUACCAGGCGCGCAAGAUCCGUCAGGGCAAGAAGGUGUCACAUGGCGAGAUGAAGGCUAUUCUCGCAGGUAUGGCGAUGGCCGAGGCGAUCAAGCUGCUCGAGUCCCGACUUGGAAGCGACGAGGAUGAUGAUGAGAGAGAUGAGACUGUUGCUGAGGCUGGAUCCUCUGCACUCAAGCUCUUUGAGCUCUUGCGGCAACCUCUCAUGAACGCAGGUCCAGGUCCAGGUCCCUCCGCCAUCGUGGCCCAAGGCCCGCCACCUACUGGAAACAACCCCAACAGCAAAACCAGCGCACCCUCAGGAACAGGACCAGUCGGCCUUCAAACAACAGUGCCCGGUGACGGUCAAGCACCCAUCGUCGCCUCCCCUGCGCAACGACUCGACGCGAUUGACGAGCAGGUCUGGCUCCAAAUCGGGUCACUUGCAGAAUCGAUGGGCGAGUUUGAUCGAGCCAUGAACUCUUACGAAUCUGCCCUCAGUCACAACUACCAGUCCAUCAACGCUCUCAACCUCAUUGCUGAGCUCUACCGGUCUCGCGAAAACUUUGCCAAGGCAGCCGAGAACUUUAAGAGGAUCUUGGCAAUCGACAAUGCUAGUGGAGAAAUCUGGGGCUCGCUUGGGCAUUGUUAUCUGAUGAUGGAUGAACUCCCACAGGCUUACACUGCUUACCAGAGUGCCCUCCACCACCUCCCCAACCCCAAGGAUGCGAAACUCUGGUACGGCAUUGGUAUUCUGUACGACCGCUACGGUUCGUCCGAACACGCAGAGGAGGCCUUUUCAGCCGUCAUGCGUAUGGACCCCAAGUACGAAAAGGCAAACGAGAUUUAUUUCCGUCUUGGAAUCAUUUACAAAGGACAGCAAAAGUACGCCCAGAGUUUGGAGUACACAGCAGCAAAGGAUGCAUACGAGCGCGUGUUGGCCGAAAAUGCCAACCACGCCAAGGUCUUGCAGCAGCUCGGAUGGCUUUAUCAUCAGCAAAACGCUGCAUUCGUGAAUCAGGACCAGGCUAUCGGCUUUUUGACCCGCUCGAUCGAGGCUGAUGGCUCAGAUGCCCAGUCUUGGUACCUGAUGGGACGAUGCUACAUGGCCCAGCAAAAAUUCAACAAGGCAUAUGAGGCGUACCAGCAAGCUGUUUACCGCGACAGCAAGAACCCGACCUUCUGGUGUUCGAUCGGUCUUCUCUACUUCCAGAUCAACCAGUACCGAGAUGCGUUGGAUGCGUACAGCAAGGCGAUCAGGAUUAACCCCAACAUCAGCGAGGUUUGGUUCGAUCUUGGCGCUCUCUAUGAGGCUUGCAACAACCAGGUCAGUGACGCGAUUGAUGCUUACCAGCGCGCCUCGGAUUUGGAUCCCGAGAAUCCACAUAUCAAACAGCGACUUGCUUAUCUUCGCCAUGGCGGGCCAGAGCCAGGCGGUCCUCCCCCUCCAUACCCAGGAGAGAUGAACCCUAACGGAUACCCACACAACACAGAAGGACCCAAUGGGCAGCAUGCCUUUUCUCAAAGAUCUACCAUGGCACCUCAGGGUCCUCCUACAGGAAUGCAGGGAUACAGUGGACGCCAGCAACCUGGACCCCCUGCUCCUCUGAUGAAUGAGCAUCAGGGACGGGACUUGCCACUUCCAGGCCCUGGAGCAGGUUCUUCAGGACACAUGGGCGACGAAAAGCAGCCUCAUAUUCCUGGCAUCAACGCAGCACGUCCUCCAACUCCUGUUGGCGCUAUGCCUCAGAUGAUGUCUGGAGAUCGUCCGCCCCAUGCGGCAACUCCUUCCGCGCCGGUUCAUGUUCGCCCACCUCAGGGUCCACCUCGAUCACCUGCACCUGAUGCACGCUAUGGAAGACAUGGAUCGCCUGCCAUGGCACCUCCCGGUAGUGGGCAUGGUCAUGAUCCUAAUUACCCACCUCAGCACAUCUAUGGACCUCCUCCUCCACGCGGAAUGGUACAAGCAGGUCCUCCUCAAGGAUACGAGCGACAGGAAGAGGAUGCGAGAAUGAGACAAGAUCACCUUCAAGUUUACCAACACCAACGUCAACGCUCUGGGGAGUACAUGCGACCAAACAACAUGGAGGAGGGCCAGCAUGCACCUCACCAUCAACGUCGCCAUCCCUCAGAUCCUCAUGCCCAUGCUCCAACACCCCCAAAGGAUGACCGUCGACCCAUCCCACCUCCGGGGACAAGCUACCCUCAACAAGGACCUCAGCACCCUGAAGAGCGCUGGGCGCAGCAUGGCCGCCACCCAUCGGAUGAUCGAUCUCGGGAGAUGAUGCAGCAACAGCAGCAUGCCAAUGCCGGUCGCAGCCAGGGAAUCCCACCAAGUUUCCCACCAAAUGCUCCAGGCUAUGGACCACCAAAGGACCGAAACUCUCAACACAUACAACAGCAACGUUCUAGCAACAACUCUCCUGUCCCUGGUAGCCACCCCGAUUACCAGAAACGAGACACCAGAGAACAGGGCGUGGCUUAUGAGGGACAAGAUCAGAACCGCCGAGGCAGUGGUAAGGAGCACGAGUCUCAAGGACCAGCUCCACAUGGCAGUCGGAUGGCGGAUAUUCGACCUACGGAGCAGCAAGAUCAGGAUGACAUUGCGGCUUCACUGGUGUCUCUCAGUGAGAAGGGAUAUGGUGGAGGUGACGCCAACGGCAAUUCUCGCCACCGUGCACGCGCUGAAGACGAUGACUAUGAUAUGGAGGAGCCCGACUCAGCAUCUGUUGGAAACACACGUCCACCUGUGACACAGGACACCAAGGAGCGGUCAUCUGCGCCUGGAUCGUACAGUCAGCGCGACAACGGACGCGAGCAGAGUCCUACGCCUCAAUCGGGCUCUUUCACACAGCAGCAAGGACAGGGUCAAGGACGACCUGAGGAGCGAUCUGAGCCACAACACCGCGGUCCAAAUGAUGGAGAUGAUCGGGGAGGACCUAUCAGUGCCACUCGCGUUCGGAGCAUGGAUUCGCUGGCAGUGCAUAAUCAGCAGGAGCGGCCAUCCACAAAUGCUGAGGGUGAAGGUGCCUCGAGUGCGCGCAAGGAGGAUGAUGAGGCAUUGGCCUCUGUUGAGCAGCCCACAUCGACGAACGACCAACCACAGCAGCAGCAGCAGCCAUCGUUUGGACAGCAUGCAAUGGAUGAGAAGGACCGCAGUGCUGCACAACAGAACAACAAGAACGACAACGCUCGACCCGAUUCACCCGUCAGACCUCCAACUUCUGGAUCAUUGGAUGUCUCUGCAGUUGCCAAGCCAGCUUCUGCCGCUGUUGCACCAGCGCAGGAUGACGAUACAGAGAUGGAGGAAGGAGAGGUGCGCGAGGAUGAAGAUGAGGAGGUGGAUGAAGUUCUGAGCUCUGGCGCUGUUCCUACUGCUGCUGUCGCAGGCAAGGAUUCAGUAUCAUCGUCCAUGGAGCAGAAGUAG
Linnemannia hyalina is the source of this 4452-nucleotide messenger RNA. NCBI's taxonomy places the organism in Eukaryota, Fungi, Mortierellomycota, Mortierellomycetes, Mortierellales, Mortierellaceae. The record is from the annotation of a GenBank genome assembly.